UGACUUAGAAAACCUGUUUCGGUUUCACACAAUUCAGUAGGAAGACAAGGUCUUUUACUGUGAAUGAAAAUUAAUUAAGCUCUUGUCCAGCAGAAGUACUGAGAAUCAGCACAUAAACGCUUUUCUAGUAAACAUGUCCCAAGGAAAAUGUUGUGUAUCUGGAUACACAUUUUGAUCUUGAUGACUGCUCGGCUUCAUUCUCAGUCCUUCAGAGUUUUAAGGAUUCUGCAGAACCAAAAGCCUCAUACCAGAAGUGCUACUGACCAUAACUACAGCUAAAACCAGAAGGAAAUGAGUUGCCUCCGUGCUUGCUUCAGAGACAGAGGUCUUCCCACAGAAACAGAAGCUAUGAAAAGGCAAGGCUUUGGUCAGGAGCAUGAGAUUAUUGAAUUACAAGAAGAUAACAUGAAGGAAAGUGAGGCUGAUCAGGAUAAGCCUCUAAAUGGCCAAUCAAGAAAGGAGAGAGAUGACUGGAAAUCAUGCAGAAAAAUAGUUUUCUGGAAGUGUAAACUGUGGAUGGUUAUAACUACAAUUUUUCUAGUAUUCUUCCUGGUCAUUCUCAUCAGCCUAAUUCUUUAUUCUAAUGUUUACACAGAUGAGGAUGACUAUUGGGAUACUGAUGCACUACUAAAUACUGGAAAUUAUCGCAAUUUUUCAGGAACAUUGGAGUUAAUGUGUGGUCUGCCACACCUUUUCUCUGAAGACAUUACUAAGAGGUUAAGUGAUGUCUACAGUUCAUCUCCAGCUCUAGGACGCUACUUUAGGUCAGCUCAGGUGGUUUAUUACAGUAAUGCAAGCUCCACUGUAUUUUAUCAGCUAGAGUUUUCUGUACCACCAUCAACAGAGGGUUUUAUGGAAAACACAAUGAACCCAGAUUUUAUAAGGAAUGUUUUACGUCAAAAUAUUUAUGAUGAAGAAGAUACUUUUAAUCCCGAGACAUCAGAAUGCGACACAUUAAAGCUUGAUCCAACUUCUCUCACAUUAACGUAGUAAUGGUGGAAGGACUCCUCAUAUUCCUCACCACCUAGAAGAGAUGGAUUUCUCCUGUCUAUCAGUAAUCCCAGGGUGGGGAGCUAUUCAUUUGGUAGAAACACUUCUAAAGAUGUAAAAGUCUUGUAAAUAGUGUCUGUGAUGCAGUAUUUUAAACAGAAAAUGUGGUAUAUUUAUAACAGUGUUGUACUCCUAGAACAUUACUACCUCCUUCUUUAUUAUCAUCUUAAUAUAUUAACAACUGUUUUCACUCUUGUGAAAACUAUGCAUCUUGCCUGAUGCAUGUUUUGUUGACUUUGAAAUCUCUGCUUUACUUUCCCUUACUACUAAGUCCGUGUUCAUUGCAUGAACUUCAAAAGCACAUGGCUCCUUUCUUCUGCUCUUAGCUUAUCCAAAAUUAUCUACACAGCUUCAUCCUUAAUGCUCUAUUCCACCCAUGCUCCAGUCUGUUACUUUUCUCAUGCCAGCUUCAUGUGCCAUGCUUCUCUGUUGUUCUUUCCCUCAAAACAGCCUGAAAACUUAAGUAACCUUUCUAUUUUCUUUAACUACGUGCAAGACCUUUGCACUAGUUUAAGUGGAUUUCAUCUCUCAUCAUUUCUUUGUGCAUCCUGCAGUCUUCCUGGAUAAGAUGGUAUCUGCUCUAUUUUUUGCUCCUGCAAAGUAAAAUAGAAAUGAAGAAAGAAGAAAUGUUGUGAAGAAGCUUGUUUUACUCACUAACACAUCUAAACUCAAGAGGAAUCUUGAAGGGGUCAGUUUAGCUGUGUUCUUUAAUGGUUACUGGUGCAUGUAAACAGGCCGUUAUUUGACCUGCAUUUGUAAAUUCAAAGUGAAACUAGUCUAUACCUUAAUUGUACUCCCUACCUCUGCUGUGGAGCUAAAAAAAGAACAGAUGCAAUAUAUUUGCCUUAAUAAGGCAGAGAAUAGUUGUUCUCGUUAACAAGAGAUCGGGUGAGUGGUACCAGUGGGAAAAGGAAGGUGUUGAAGGAGACCAUGUAUGCCGGUGUGGCAUGAGACUUAUAGCCAGUAACUGGCUAUAACAUGAAAAUUAAAAAUUAAGCAUUCAUUUUACACAGAAUGUGAUGGAUUCACUACCAUUUUAGUGAAGUAUAGCUUCUCGUCAUUUGUUUAUAGCCAGUAAAAACAUUAGUUCAGUUGGAUAGUAAAAUUUAUUCUAAGAAAGCUUUCGUAUUGUGGAAAUAUCAUAUGGGAAAGUGUAUUUUUCUUUUUCUAAUAUUACUAGUUUAUUUAAAGAGUAAUCUGAGAACUUUACCAUGCAUUAAAUUAUU
Cuculus canorus (common cuckoo) is the source of this 2276-nucleotide messenger RNA. It is a transcript of the gene C1H3orf52, whose product is annotated as chromosome 1 C3orf52 homolog. The record is from RefSeq and is a predicted model, not a curated record. NCBI's taxonomy places the organism in Eukaryota, Metazoa, Chordata, Aves, Cuculiformes, Cuculidae. The transcript is spliced from 7 exons. The coding region runs from base 292 to 990 and encodes 232 amino acids.